Lactuca saligna is the source of this 600-nucleotide messenger RNA. The record is from the annotation of a GenBank genome assembly. NCBI's taxonomy places the organism in Eukaryota, Viridiplantae, Streptophyta, Magnoliopsida, Asterales, Asteraceae.
AUGAAAGGGGCUGUGUCGAUGUUAUCUUUAAUUCCAAGGGAUAUUGCGAAGGCUACAAUGAGACUAGAAAUAACUUUGAUUGUUGAGGAAACCGAAUCUUUGCAAUCUUCUAUGCCCUUAAAAGCUUCAGAAUUUGUUAAACUUUAUCUAUCAUCUCUAUCGGCGUCGAAUAUACGAUUUUCUCUCAACAAUCGUCAAAUUUCUCCGAGUCGUUCGAUCUCUGUAAUUCCGAGGCGUAAUAAUAGUAAUCAAGCAUCAAAAAAGCAGUUGGAUAAACCAAGGAGGAUGUGUAUGUGUUCUCCUACUUCGCAUCCAGAUUAUGUAGGCAAGGUGUUCGAUGAAAUGCUAGUAGACGAUUUUUGGUAUGAACUAAAAGCCAUCAGAUGGUAUCCUGUUUCUGUUGACCCACCUUUGACCGGACUUCCAUGGUUAGUGCCAGAUAAUACAUGUUCUCUUGAACUUCAUGGAUUUGCUAGAAACAGAUUAUGGAGUGUUGACAAUGACUCCCCUCCCUUCCCCACUAAUCCCACAAAUAAUGUUUUCAUUGACUUGAUCUUCAAGUCCACUGAAGAUGAUUUGAAGACAUGGCCUCACAAGUGA